AUGAACGGACAUUACGAAAUUGUUCACUUACUUCUUUCUGAAGGGGCUACAAUUAAUCAGAGAAAUAAUGAAGGAUAUACACCUCUGCUUAGAAGUUGUGACAGUGGACACUUCAAAACAACUCAAAUAUUGUUAGAAAAGUCUGCUGAUGUUAACAUAUGUGAAAAUAAUGGUUGGUAUCCGCUUCAUAUUGUGGCUUAUGCUGGAUAUGAUGACCUUAUAAGUCUUCUUGUCAAACACAAAGCAAAUGUUAACCAGCAAAUGCCUAAUGGAAUGACUCCAUUGUACUUAGCGUGCAGUUCUGGUAAAUUUAAUGCAGUACACUUAUUGUUAGUUGACUACAAGGCCGAUGUGAACAAAUGUGAAAAUUAUGGAUGGUCUCCAUUGCAUAUAUCUUGCCAGACAGGAUUUACACGCAUAGUUAAAUUAUUACUACAAAAUGGUGGGAAGAUCGAUAUAGGUUUCAAAAAAAGAGAUACACCAUUGUAUAACGACUGUGUUGAAUUUCAAGGUACUAUGAACGAUAAAGCGCCUUCUUGUGACGACUUCAUUCACCAUGAUAAAUCUAUUCCAGCCUAUGAAAUUGGUCAAGUUGAUAAAAGAUACUGUAUAGCCGGUCGGACACCGAUAUUUUUGGCUUGUCAGUUUAAUCAGCUCGAAGUAGCAAAAAUGCUGUUAACAUAUAAAGCUGAUGUUAAUAAAUGUAAAGACACUGGAAUGAGCCCAUUAAAUAUUGCUUGUAAAAAUGGUAACGAAGAUAUAGUAAUAUUAUUAUUAGACCACGAUGCUCUCGUUAACUCUUUCCUUGACAAUGGCAUCACUUCACUAGAGUUUGCUUGUUUAUAUAGUCAGGACAACGUAGUACAGAAAUUAAUUGAGUACGGUGCUGUAGUAAAUGAUGGCGAUAAGGACGGAAAAACACCAUUACAUAUUGCUUGUGAAGAGGGUAACGGGGAAAGAGUAAAACUAUUAUUAAAAUUCGGAUCCUUAAAUACUCAUUUUGAUGACAAUGGGUAUACUCCAAUGCAUUCUGCUUGUUUAAGAGGUCAUAAAAACGUAGUCGAGUUUUUACUUAACAGUGGCGAAUCAGUGAAUAAAGUAGGAAAGGAAGGACAAACGCUUUUGCAUAUUGCAGCAACGAAUGGUGAUACAGAUCUGAUCAAGUUCCUUAUUGAUAAAAGUGCAAAUGUCAACUUUACUAUGGAUAAUGGACGGACACCUUUUACCGCAGCUUGUUGGUCAAACAAUUUGGAAACAGUAAAACUGUUGCUAAAUCAUAAAUCUGACAUUUUUAAGUGUGAGAAAAACGAUUGGAGUGCAUUACAUAUAGAUUCUGAUAACAACCAAAACGAAAUAGUGUCACUCUUAUGUGAUCACAAUCCUCAGCUGGUUCAAAUCAUAAAUAGUGAAGGCAAAACGUCAUUACAUGUUGCUUGUGAAAAUGGACUUGAAGAUAUAGUCAAAAUAUUAUUAGAUGCCGGCGCUUCCAAUGAUCAAUGGGAUAUCAAUGGAUAUACUCCAUUUCAUUCCGCUAGCUCAAGUGGUCAUACAAAUGUUGUUGAGCUUAUCUUUAACAGUGGCGAAUCAGUUAAUAAAGAGUGCAAGAAAGGACAAACACCAUUACAUAUUGCAGUAACUAAUGGUGAUACAAAUUUGACCAAGUUUCUUAUCGAUAAAGGUGCAGAUGUCAACUUUGCCAUGAAUGAUGGACGGACUCCGGUAUCUGCAGCUUGUCAUUUAAAUAAAGUAGACAUUGUAAAAGCAUUGCUGAGUCAUAACGCUGACGUCAAGUGUGAGAGAAAUGGUUGGAGUCCAUUACAUAUAGCUUCUAAUCACAAUCUAAAGGAAAUAGUGUCACUCUUAUGUGACCACAAUCCUCAGCUGGUUCAAAUUAUUAAUAGUGAAGACAAAACGUCGUUACAUGUUGCUUGUGAAAAUGGACAUGUAGAUAUAGUAAAAUUGUUAUUAGAUGCCGGCGCUUCAUAUCAUACCUGUGAUAACAAUGGAUAUACUCCAUUCCAUUCUGCUUGUUCAAGUGGUCAUAAAAACGUAGUUGAACUAUUAGUCAAAUGUGGCGAAUCAGUUAAUAAAGAGGGCAAGAAAAGACAAACACCGUUGCAUAUUGCAGUAACUAAUGGUGAUACAAAUUUGACCAAGUUUCUUAUCGAUAAAGGAGCAGAUGUCAACUUUGCAAUGAAUGAUGGACGGACUCCGAUAUAUGCAGCUUGUCAUUUAAACAAAGUAGACAUUGUAAAAACAUUACUGAGUCAUAACGCUGACGUUUUUAAGUGUGAGAGAAAAGGAUGGAGUCCAUUACAUAUAGCUUCUAAUCACAAUCUAAAGGAAAUAGUGUCACUCUUAUGUGACCACAAUCCUCAGCUGGUUCAAAUCCUAGAUAGUAAAGGCAAAACAGCAUUACAAAUUGCUUGUGAAAAUGGACAUAGAGACCUAGUCAAAUUAUUAUUAGAUGCCGGCGCUUCCACUGAGCAAAGGGAUAACAAUGGAUAUACUCCAUUUCAUUCCGCUAGCUCAAGUGGUCAUGAAAACGUAGUCGAUCCCAGCAGGCACAACAACGUUGAAUCAACAUUGAAUACACGUCAGAUUUCAACGUUGAAUCCAUGUUGA
Messenger RNA from Mytilus trossulus (common blue mussel), 2625 nucleotides. RefSeq names its product ankyrin-3-like. NCBI's taxonomy places the organism in Eukaryota, Metazoa, Mollusca, Bivalvia, Mytilida, Mytilidae. Gene Ontology annotation, cellular component: cytoplasm. The record is from RefSeq and is a predicted model, not a curated record. Gene Ontology annotation, molecular function: protein binding. The transcript has a single exon. Bases 1 to 2625 code for a protein of 874 amino acids.